Molecule: messenger RNA, 1599 nt
Organism: Penicillium macrosclerotiorum
Lineage: Eukaryota; Fungi; Ascomycota; Eurotiomycetes; Eurotiales; Aspergillaceae
Exons: 3
Coding region: 1-1599 (532 amino acids)
Molecular function (GO): metal ion binding
Source: RefSeq, a predicted model, not a curated record
AUGAGCUCUCAGGCACGUCCCUCUUUCUUCUGCACGCGUCCCAAUGGAGUCCUCACCCCUCUAGUUGCGGUAGAUGACCUUCCUUCUCACAUCAUCAUCCGUGGAGUCUCCCGUACUCUCACUGCCGGUGAUACUCAAGGCAUGACUAGUUGUGGUGUUGCAGCACCUCGUUCCGAGCCAUGGACUAUUGACGGAACUGUUCCUCCCGUUCAAGGUGUUGCGAACGAGGAUGACCUUGCUGAAUUGCAGGCUGUGUUGCUGAAGAUCAUGGCAGAUGACAAUAUUGCCUCUCAUCUUCGCCUAUCCAUCAAGGACAUCCUGUACCGGGGCUUGAACUCUUCCUGGGCUAUUGAGGGGCCCACUGUCAACCCUAUGACGGCAAUUCAGUCGAAUAUCCCUGGCUACUAUGGAAAUAAUGGCAGCCACAAACAUCAGGCUUAUAACAGCAAGAAGGAGUAUUGCUCUUAUUGGAUUCGUCAUGGCGAAUGUGACUACCAGCAGCAGGGCUGUCUCUACAAGCAUGAGAUGCCAACCGACCCUGCGAUGCUCGAGAAGCUUGGUCUCCGUGAUAUUCCUCGUUGGUACCGCGAGAAGUUCAAUGUGGCCAGCCUGCUGCAGCCCACUUUUGGAACUUCACGUACUCAGCUUCAACUGCCUCCUCCCGUUGAACAGUCUGCUCUUAAGGCCAUCCAGUAUCCUGUUUCAACCAACACUGCCAUUGCCACUAACAGCAACAAUCACAACCCUCAUGCCCACCGCAACAAUCGCUACAAGUCUCCUCGUGGUGCUGGCUUUGGUGCGGGUAAACCCCGUCGCAACUCGAGCUGGAAUAGAAAUGGACAGCGCAGUACCCUGGCUCAGACUGUCACCACAAACAGCAACGAAACUCCCGAGACUUCCACAGCAUCCCCUUCUGCCAGCGAGAAUUCUUUUUCCAUGUCAGAGGGUGUGAAGCUUGAUAUCAUGUCAGUCAACUACCGUGACGAUGCUCCCAUCUCUGCCCCCGGCGCUCAGACUUCCGGCACCUGUGGUCACAACCCUAUCCAAAUUGGUACAUCGCAGCAUAUUCUGGACAAGGAUGGUAUGGCCCAUGAGACUACCAUGGCUGAUCGGCUUCUGAACCUGACUCUCAAAGACUUCAGCUGUGCCAUGGACAAGACCGCGGAGAAGAGUACCUUCCGUACCAAGUCCCGUCGACUCUUUGACUUUGGAUCCGAUGGUGGAGUGAAGCUUCCUCGAGAGGAGAAGAAUGCCUCUGCCUUUGAUCUGGUCAAUGGGAAUCUUAGCAGUGGCUCCCACCAUCUCAAGCCAACCAUGCCUAGCUCUACUGCCAACAAGGAUACUGCCGUCAUCCCCCCGGUUGUGAACUCGGCUAUCCGCGAGCUUGUAGAGACAAGCGACCCAAUUCGUCGUGAUGAGGUCCUUCUCAACUGGGGCCCCAUUGGCGAGCCUGUUCAGCGUCCGACUUGCGGUAUCUUCAGCGAGUCUUGGAUCCACCCCGAUAUGCAUUACCCUCUUGAGCCUGUUGAGCGUCCCCAAUCUGUUCAGACCAGCAUCCAUGAUGAUGCUCACUUCAACUCAAAAUCCGAUGCCCGUUAG